GUAGUGGAGUUGAUGAUAUUUUCACUCUGUUUGUCAAUAAUGGGAAGUCGAUUGAGUUUCUUAAAAAUAAGAUUCGAGCUAAUCAAUAUAAUUUAAAUGAAUUUGAUCUUUACAAAAAGAAUUUUUUUCAAUCAAAUAAUGCUUUAGUCAGUUCAUUAAAAAAUCCUACCACAUCUGAUAAUAGAGAGGAACAACUUAUAAAUCCACAAAAAAUAAUUUCUGAGUAUUUUAUUGUCUUAGACAUCCACGCUCUUAGAACAAAUCCCUCUUAUCUUUCAAAAGAUGGUAAAAUAGGUCCUAUAAAUGUUAUUAUCUACCCCUCUGCUGAAUAA
This is a messenger RNA of Acaulospora morrowiae, 332 nucleotides long. The record is from the annotation of a GenBank genome assembly. NCBI's taxonomy places the organism in Eukaryota, Fungi, Glomeromycota, Glomeromycetes, Diversisporales, Acaulosporaceae.